CAAUGUUUUCUUUUACUAAUACAUAAUGUUUUUAUUUUUCCAGAUAUAUGAUGUGGUUCGUAAAGAGAUUUGGUAUAGACCGGACAUGUUCUUUUACAGGGACAUGCUUAUGAUGCUUGCAAGAAACAAAAAGGUGGAUGAAACAAAGAAGGUUUGGGGAGAUCUGAAGAGAGAGGAAGUUCUAUUUGAUCAACAUACUUUCGGGGACAUCAUGAGGGCUUUCCUAGAUAGUGGUUUGCCCUUAGAGGCAAAGGAGAUAUAUGGUGAAAUGACACAAUCACCUGAUCCUCCAAUCUCACUGCCGUUUAGGGUAAUAUUGAAGGGCCUCCUCCCGUACCCAGAACUGAGGGAGAAGGUGAAAGAUGACUUCUUGGAGCUAUUUCCUGAUAUGAUCGUCUAUGACCCACCUGAAGACUUAUUUGAAGACAAAGAAUGGAAAAGAGAGAGUGAAGAUGAUGACUAAAUAAUACUGCAAGGCAUGAUGCAAUGACACACCCCGUCCCGAAGGAGGGCAUGCUGGCCGUCACGUGAGAGUGACGUAACCAUUUGCAC
Malus domestica (apple) is the source of this 552-nucleotide messenger RNA. RefSeq names its product pentatricopeptide repeat-containing protein At1g62350-like. Lineage: Eukaryota; Viridiplantae; Streptophyta; Magnoliopsida; Rosales; Rosaceae. Gene Ontology annotation, molecular function: protein binding. The record is from RefSeq and is a predicted model, not a curated record.